AGUUCAGUCCAGCGAUAAUAAUGACCCAACUUGGCAAAUUAAGUUUUGGCAAUGUAAUCAGCUCAGGCGUGAUGAUCCCUGCAGCGAUAUUUUAUGCUCAGAAUGAAGCAGCAGUUUGUGAUAUUCCAGCUCGAGACUACAUCGCUGCGUAUUUUGUGAUCUACUUUCUGAUGUUUCUCUACAGAUCUAUUGUGUUGUGAUUGCUCAUGUUGACCCAGAAGUUUAAUCCCUUGAUAUUCUCUUUAAAUCUAGCCCUAUUCUACACAUGAGGGACAGUCUUCUUUAUUUUCUUCAUGAAUGACUUCUUCAGCGAUCAUAACUGUAGGUCAGUGGCGAAUAAUUUAUGGAAAUCCAUGAUCUGCAUCGUAAUUGAUGGAUUUGUGUGGUAUAUUCUAACACUUAUUCAGUGGUUCAUUACAGGAUUUUUCGCUAUGAGCAACUCUAAGAGUCUUGUUUAAACCAAUUCUGGCUGAAGAACCAGCCAAUAUCUUCUGAUGAAGUAAAUAAGUUAAAUCUUAUAAAUCAAAAGUGAAUUAGGAGU
Moneuplotes crassus is the source of this 541-nucleotide messenger RNA. The record is from the annotation of a GenBank genome assembly. NCBI's taxonomy places the organism in Eukaryota, Ciliophora, Spirotrichea, Euplotida, Euplotidae.